Dioscorea cayenensis subsp. rotundata (Guinea yam) is the source of this 702-nucleotide messenger RNA. Its product is annotated as receptor-like protein EIX1. Lineage: Eukaryota; Viridiplantae; Streptophyta; Magnoliopsida; Dioscoreales; Dioscoreaceae. Bases 1 to 702 code for a protein of 233 amino acids. The transcript has 4 exons. Gene Ontology annotation, molecular function: protein binding. The record is from RefSeq and is a predicted model, not a curated record.
AUGUCUGGAGAACUUCCCCAUUGCUGGAAUCAGUUAUCAUGGUUAGCGAUUAUUGAUUUAGCUAACAACAAUUUCUUUGGCAACAUUCCAAAUGCCAUUGUGUCUCUCACCAAUCUUCAAUCUUUGCAUUUGAGAAAGAAUGGCCUAUCUAGGAAUCUCCCUUUUUCGUUGAAAAAUGCAAACACAUUGGUGGUUCUUCACAUUGGUGAAAACAAGAUUUCUGGAAUAAUACCUUCAUGGAUUGGUAGUCUUGUUUUAGACCUUGCACAGAACAACUUCUCAGGUGUUAUUUUUCCUCAUUCUUUUGGAGGUUUUAAAGCCAUGGUCCCAAGUCGCAGUGAAAGAUCCCAGCUCUUGAUUUCCAAAUAUGAUCAAACCUGCUACAAUGAGACUCUGAUCAGCAGAAUCUCCAACAUUGGCUUGUCAUGCAACAGGCUUUCUGUUACCAAAAUCAUCCGUGACAUGAAUCAGCUACAGGCACUUGAUCUAUCAAUCAAUAACUUUUCGGGUAUAUCUGCUCUGAAUUUUCUCAGUCAUCUGAACUUGUCACACAACAAGUUGUCAGGAAAAAUUCCAUCAGGCAGUCAACUUCAGACUUUAGAUACAUCAGCUUUCUUUUAUAAUGAUGGUCUUUGUGGAUUUCCUCUAAGUGAUUGCACCAGUAAGACUCCUGCUCAAGGCUCUUUACAUGGGGGAAAUUAA